Molecule: messenger RNA, 3247 nt
Organism: Pygocentrus nattereri (red-bellied piranha)
Lineage: Eukaryota; Metazoa; Chordata; Actinopteri; Characiformes; Serrasalmidae
Gene: tmem198aa
Product: transmembrane protein 198a
Exons: 5
Coding region: 552-1718 (388 amino acids)
Biological process (GO): positive regulation of canonical Wnt signaling pathway
Cellular component (GO): cytoplasmic vesicle; plasma membrane
Source: RefSeq, a predicted model, not a curated record
CAAACAAAGCCUAGAGCGGGUGAAAAGCUGAACAGAGCUGAGCUGGAAACGCUGCUGGACCAAACUGAACCAGCACAGAAAACACUGAGAGACUGACCAGUGGGAAUGACUAGGAUUAAUUUAUCCUAACCAUGGCUCAGAACAAAACGAAAGCGUUUAGGGUUGGUUUCAACAAAUGGUAGUGGUUCUCUCCUCCGCCACAAACAGACAGACACAUUAUGGUGGUGAGGAGAAAUUCACCUGUUAUGAUUCUGCUGCUUAGUGGGAAUGGCCGUUAAACUCAACGACGGUGUUCGUGUUAAUUAAAGAAAACACGGCCACGUGUUUUGUGAAGGAUGUUGAGCUUAUUUACUGCGUUUAACCUCGACUAGUUUCUACAUCGAGGAAACUCGAACUCCUGAAUGAACCGUGGAGGAGGAGGUGGUGGUGGUGGAUCUUGGUAAAUGGGAAACUCCUCUUGACACGGUUUCGAUCACCUCACCCCACUCUUCCCUUUGCUCCCCUUGUCCCUUAAAGACAUACCCCUGCUCCCUCUCCCCACUCUUGUCAUCAUGACAUCCACACCCCAGCUGAUGGCCUUUAAACUGGCCCCACCCUCACAUGAUGGCAGCAUGGAUCGUCCGUUUAGCUGUGAUGAGGAGAUUGAGCGGCGAUAUGAGGUGGUCCCUUCUGUCGUCUGCUCCAUGUGCUGCCUCUUUGGCAUCAUCUACUGCUUCUUUGGCUAUCGCUGUUUUAAGGCUGUGAUGUUCCUGACCGGCCUGAUGUUUGGCUCUAUUAUCAUCUUCAUGCUGUGCUACAAGGAGAGAGUGAUGGACACUCAGCUGAGCGUGGAGGCCAGCGUGGGCAUCGGCCUGGGCAUUGGCACGCUGUGUGGCCUGGUGACCAUGCUAGUGAGAAGCGUGGGCCUUUUCAUGGUGGGCUUGCUGCUGGGCCUGCUGGUGGCUCUGGCAUCUCUAGUUGUUCUGGAGGAGUUCUAUCACCCGAGGACAGUGUGGCUGCCGCUGGGUGUUCUGCUGGGCUCCGGCAUGUUGUUCGCUGUACUCACACUGCAGUGGCAGCGCUGCUUCACCACCCUGUCCACUGCCGUCUUCGGCUCAGCUGUGGUCACAGUCACCGUAGACUACUUUGUGGAGCUGUUUGCGCUGACUCGCUAUAUCUACGAGCGUGUGAAGGUUGCACCAGCACGACCUGUGUGCUGGUACACGUGGGUGGUGAUGGGGGUGUGGCCCGUGCUUGCUGUGCUGGGUGUUCUUAUUCAGUGGAAAGUUACAGCGGAGGGAUACUCGCACACAGAAGUGUUCAUUAGUCACCAGCAGCGACGAGUGCAGUUGAUGAAGAUUCGUCAGAAGGAGGAAAGGAGAGAGAUCAGAAAGAAGAAGAAGACGACGACAAAGCCACAGAAACCUCAGCAACAACAGCAACAUAAGCAGAAGCCGAAGUACCACCACCCACCCCAGACUAACCCACACCCCACCAACCCACCAGUCAAGGUCCAGCAGCCGGAGCCCACCUACCGCAGGAAGCCCAACCCCAUACGCCGCUAUGACGGAGAUGUGCUCUCACCGAGCUAUAUUCAGCAUUUCCGGGAUAGGCAUGUGGACAGGCGGGGCUACUCUCAUGGCAGGCUGAUUGGCAGGUCCCAUAUGGUCGACAUGGACUAUGACUGUGGCUCUCAGGUGCCUCUGACUGCCCAUACAGGCCCUGCAGCCAGAGUGUAAACCCUGCCCCCUGCUGUUCAGGAGAGUGCCAUCCCAGCCACACCUCCCGCCCAGCUCAGACACUUUUCCUUUACGGAGGCUGAAAGGAGGAGAUUCUUUUACACUGAAGACCCACUUAAUGGCCCUUCUCUGUUGUGUAAUAAGUGGCAGAUUGGGCCAAGUUGUUUUUGCCAAGAACCUUGUUCAGUACAACUCUAUCUGGUAGUAGUUUCUCUUCCUACAUUGUGUGCUGCUGCUCAGGGGUGUGUGUGUGGGUAGGAUAUGUGUCUGGCCCUCAGAGGCUCUUCAGCCUGUUGUCACACUGCACUGUCUGCCAUAACAGGCAGAAUGGUGUUAUUAAUAUGGCAGCCAUUUAAAGAGGGGACAUUAUUCAGACUAGUAAUAGGGCCAGAUUUUUUCCAUCCUGACAAAAAACAUGAACCAGUGUAUUUAACAGCUGCAGACUUUGUACCUCUUCAAUUUGGGAGAGAAAUUUGAACAGUUAAGGGAUGCACUCUAUUCGUGAAACCUUAAUGUUUACAACACAGAAAGGUCCAUGUGUACCUUUUACACUAGCAGAAAACAGUGAGUUUCAUUUGGGCUAAUGGCCAGAUUCUGCAAACUCAUAAGUAAGGAUUGUUUACUCAAGGGCCAUUGCUGAAGCCUCUACUUCCAAGCAUGCGCAGUAAUUAUUGUAAAAGUGGUCUUGGUUUACCCUGUUCAGCCAAUGUAUGAUGGAAGUGAAGUUUGCUUUAGUGCUGAAUUAUGUUUAAUACUGCCAGAGCAACUCUCUGGCAGUUUUAUGAUAAUUUGACUCCUCAUUAUGUCCCAUAAGGCUUAGUUAAAAGUGUUAGAAACUUGUUGGGGUGACUCCCAUUAGAGCCGUAGGGGCUGAGGCAGCAGCAGAGCCCUAAUGAUGCAGGUAUAACUGUGAACGCUAGGGGAUUUUUUUAUACAGAAGAUUAAAAAGUGCCCUUGUCUACUGUGAAGGUUUUCAAAGCAGCCAAGGUAUUGAUGGAAGAUGUCUCUGAUUGAAAAAGAGUGGAGGAGAUUUAUAAUGGUGGACCAGCCACGUUAAACAGGGACUGAGUGUGUAUGUGUGUGCGUGUGGGUGGGUGAACGAGAAUGAAUGAUUGUGCUUCUGUGUGCAUGAUGGGGUAGGCUGGGAUAAAGAGUGUGUGUUUGCACAUCUGGAUGUGUGGAUAAGGGAAGUCCUUUUUGAAUUCAGUGUUUGUUUACACCCAUUCUCUUUCCCCUAUGUCUCCUUUUGGUGAAUGGGUAAGAAGUCCUCAUUCUGAUCUCUGCAUUGAAAAGAGCUGAAAGGCUCAGGCUCUCUGUUUACUGUGUCUUUUACCUUGGCAGUGUCAGGAGGUCCAUCAGGAGAUGACCUAUUUCUCCUGUACAUUUUGUACAUUUAGCUGAAUGCUGUACAUAUUUAUACAUGCUGUACUGUGUUACUGAUAGUGCUGUCAUCUGUCAUGUUUUGUGUUUGUGUUUAUUUUUUCUAAUCAAUUAUUGCUUAAUUACAUCUGAAUGAUGAUUAAAUGUCA